AUGACGAACCCCGUCGAUCCGGCGUUAGCCUCGUCGUUAUCCGCCCCGGCUUCUGAAGUGCAUGCUCAGCAGCGCCAGUCGGAGGCUCCCUCGAACCCCUCGCAACCGCAACCACAACAACAACAGACCCAACCCUCGAAAGAAUCCGGUAAACCAAAGAAAGAAAAGAAAGAAGCAAAGCCCAAAGACACCAAAGACACCAAAGACGCAACCCCCACGACCGACGGGCCCGAAAAGUUGACGGGCGCAGAGCUGAAGAAACGCGCCAAAGCUGAAAAAGCCGCUCGCAGAGCAAAGGAGAAGUCUGAUCGCGAGGCCGGUGGUGCACCUGCGCCUGCUGGUGGUCCUGCUGCUGGCGCUGGUGGUGCUGGUCAACCCGCUACGCCGAAGAAGGGGCAACCUGCUGGAGGAGCUGCUGCUGGCGGAGACAAAGGACGAGGGUUACCCCGUCGACCGUCUGGGCAGGCGUCGGGCCAACCCAGCUCUGCGGAGCAGAAGAAGAAGGCCGAGGAGAAGAAUGUUGCGGUGUUUGGACAUUUGUAUGGACAGCAGCGGCGGGCGACGGUUGCAGGCGCUGGGAAAGAAGUGCAUCCGGCUGUUUUGGCGUUGGGAUUGCAGAUGAGGGACUAUGUGGUUUGUGGGAGCAGCGCGCGUUGUGUGGCUACGUUGUUGGCUUUUAAGAGGGUGAUCGAAGCGUAUACGACUCCCCUCGGAACCUCGCUGUCGCGCCAUCUUACGACCCAUUUGUCUCAUCAGAUCACCUACCUCUCGACAUGUCGUCCCCUCUCUAUUAGUCAGGGAAAUGCUAUUCGUGCCCUUAAGCUGGCCAUCGCCUCGAUUGACCCGUCCGUGCCCGAAUCAGACGCCAAGGAAACGCUUUGCGAGUUUAUCGACAGCUUCAUCCGCGAGAAGAUCACUGUGGCCGACCAAGUGGUUGCCGGAAGCGCGGCGCAGAAGAUCCAGAAUGGCGACGUGAUUGUCACAUUUGCCGGUAGCUCGCUCGUCAAGCAGACGCUGCUGAACGCACACAAGCAGGGCAAGAAGUUCCGCGUGUCCAUCAUCGACUCCCGCCCGCUGUUCGAGGGCAAGAACCUCGCUCGCGCGCUGGCCAACGCCGGUCUGGACGUGCAGUACUCGCUCAUGAACGGCAUCAGCCACGCCAUCAAAGACGCAACCAAGGUCUUCCUGGGCGCGCACGCCAUGACCAGUAACGGACGGCUGUACUCGCGCGUCGGCACUGCACUCGUCGCCAUGUCCGCCAAGGAACGCGCCGGUGGUGUCGAAGUCCCCGUCAUUGUCUGCUGCGAGACAGUCAAGUUCACCGACCGCGUCGCGCUGGACAGCAUCGUCGUCAACGAAAUCGCCGACGCAGACGAGAUGGUCACCACACAGCCCCCGCAGCAAGUCACCGGCUUACCGGACCCUGCCGCGGCCGCUGCAGCCGCAGCCGCAGAGUCCUCGUCUGACAACAAGAAGAAAGCUAGCAAGACUCCUGUCCCGCCUACGAAUGCAAGCCCGCUGGAACCCAACCCGGCAUUGAAGCAUGCGUCGUCGCCACUGAAGGACUGGAGGGACACGCCUAAUCUGCAACUAUUGAACCUCAUGUACGACGUGACACCGGCUGAGUAUGUUGAUAUGGUUGUUACGGAGAUGGGCAGUUUGCCUCCUAGUGCUGUUCCAAUUGUGCAUCGGAUGAGUACUAGUCUUUAG
Aspergillus glaucus CBS 516.65 is the source of this 1710-nucleotide messenger RNA. RefSeq names its product translation initiation factor eIF2B subunit delta. Bases 1 to 1710 code for a protein of 569 amino acids. The transcript has 2 exons. NCBI's taxonomy places the organism in Eukaryota, Fungi, Ascomycota, Eurotiomycetes, Eurotiales, Aspergillaceae. The record is from RefSeq and is a predicted model, not a curated record.